Messenger RNA from Pistacia vera, 1262 nucleotides. RefSeq names its product probable inactive poly [ADP-ribose] polymerase SRO2. The transcript has 4 exons. The record is from RefSeq and is a predicted model, not a curated record. Gene Ontology annotation, molecular function: NAD+ poly-ADP-ribosyltransferase activity. The coding region runs from base 138 to 1103 and encodes 321 amino acids. Lineage: Eukaryota; Viridiplantae; Streptophyta; Magnoliopsida; Sapindales; Anacardiaceae.
UUUCGGAUAUUUUGUUUCUAUGGUUUCUUCUUCAAGCAAGCAUACAUUUCUUCAACUUGAAGAUGCUUGAUUUUCCCUUUUUCUUUUUCUUCUUCAUUCAGUGCUCGAUUUCUCUAAUUGUAUAACAAGUGUAACAGAUGGCGAGAGUUAACAAUAAUCAAGAACAAGUCUCAAUACCUAUCGACUAUGAGGAAAUAGCAGAUGUGAAUUCUUUGAGUGACGACGCCAACUCUGCUUCUAAUCCUUUCGGAUUUCUAACUAACAAUGGAAUGAUCAAGAUUGAAGAAGAAAGCUGGUGGCAUAUCUUUGUCAAGAAUUCGUUUCUUUUUGGCAUGGGACAGCUGGCAAUCGACACAAGAAUUGUCGCUAUACACAAAAAUUCAAAUUGUGGCUUAACAGGAAAAGCUCGUUUGAUGUCUUUCACUAUUUUCUACGACGCCGUGGCAAAGAAGUGCGGUGGUAAUGCCAAUAUCUUACAAGCCUGGUACGGUGCUUCGAGGGACGAGAUUAAUGAAAUUGUCCGUCAUGGAUUUAGCCCGUGUAGUAAGGAUUCAUCCUAUGGCGGUGCCGUUCAAUUGUUUCCCCUCAAACUUUCUCUUAGUAGCGCAUUAACGACAGAGAUGGAUGAAAAUGGAUUAAGGCAUGUAUUGUUAUGCCGCGUAAUAUUGGGGAAGAUGGAAGAGAUUGCUUCUGGUUCCAAACAAAUUCAUCCAAGUUCCAAGGAAUUUGAUUCUGGGGUGGAUAAUAUUGUAGGGCCUACUAAAUAUAUUGUGUGGAGUUGUUACAUGAACUCUCACAUCCAUCUUGAUUACAUUGUGAGUUUUAAAGUUUCCUCUAGUGAAGGUGUCGUAAGACCUCAAGGGAAUGCCAUUAGACCAUCUUCAAGGGAUAGAGCGAUUCAACAUGUAAAGGAUAUAGUUUCAAGGCUAUUACAUCCUUCUAAAUCGCCUCUCAUUGCCAAACACUAUAAUGAUUUUCAAAAUGGAGAAAUUACGUUUAAACAGUUUAUCCAAAAUUUGAAGCAAGUAGCUGGGGAUAAGUUUUUAUUGGCAGUGUUCAAACUUUAUAAGCACGAGGUAUGGAUUGUGGAAUCUUUUCUUUGACUCAUAUUAUCUAUUUGAUCGUAUUUGUUGUUUGAAGCUUCCAUUGGGAUAGCUUUUAUCUGGUGGGUAUUUAUAAAUUAUCAUAAUAACAUGUCAAAUUCUUAGUAGAAAUCAAAGGAUAAUAGUACAGAGAGACUUUUUGUUUAUUGUCAAAUGUUG